UGCGCGCAGCCCGGCGGGCAGGGGCGGGGGCUCCGAGUGGGUUUUGCUUCGGCGGCGGCGGCGGCACCGCGGCGGGAAGGGGUGCGGGACCCCGCGGCGGGGCGGCCCGGCCCGGCGCUCAGCCCUCGCCGUUGCCCGCGGCGCCUCGGCCCAGCGCGGCCGCCGGCGGGUAGAAGGGGGGGCGGCGGCAGCAGAAAGAGGAGGAGGAGGAGGGAGCGGAGCGGGGCCGCCGCGGGGACCCCGCGCCCGGUACGGGCGGCGCGGCGGCGGAUGUGCUGCUGGCGCGGUGGGAUGAUGCUGGCGGGGCCGCAGCUGGUGGCGGGGCCGGCGACGCCGGGCGGGGAGCGGGCCCGGCUGCUCUCGCUUUACGUGCAGGACUACCUGGAGUGCGUGGAGUCGCUGCCGCUGGACAUCCAGCGCAACGCCUCGCUGCUGCGGGAGAUUGACACGCAGUGCCAAGAAGCAUUAAAAGAAAUAGAUGAUGUCUAUGAAAAGUACAAGUCAGAAAAUGACCCUGUUCAGAAGAAACGCUUGCAGCAGCAUCUUCAGCGUGCAUUAAUCAACAGCCAAGAACUUGGAGAUGAAAAAAUUCAAAUAGUUACUCAGAUGCUAGAACUGGUAGAGAAUAGAGCCCGGCAAAUGGAAACACACUCUCAGUGUUUUCAAGAUCUGUCUGAGAAUGAAAAACCUCUAGAAAAGGCAAAGAUGGAGUCCUGCCAGCCAGAGAGAUCUUCGCGUAGACCUCGUCGUCAGCGAACGAGCGAGAGCCGUGAUCUGUGCCAUAUAGCAAAUGGCAUCGAUGACUGCGAUGAUCAGCCACCUAAAGAAAAAAGAUCUAAAUCGUCCAAGAAGAAAAAACGCUCCAAAGCCAAACAAGAAAGGGAGGUUUCACCUGUAGAAUUUGCAAUUGAUCCCAAUGAACCAACUUACUGCUUAUGCAACCAAGUGUCUUACGGUGAAAUGAUAGGAUGUGAUAAUGAACAGUGUCCUAUCGAGUGGUUCCACUUUUCGUGUGUUGGACUCACCUACAAACCAAAGGGGAAAUGGUAUUGCCCCAAGUGCAGAGGAGACAAUGAGAAAACGAUGGACAAAUGUACUGACAAAUCAAAAAAGGAUAGGAGAUCGAGGUAGUGAAAGCAAUUCAUGUUUUAAAGAGUUGCUCCUUUUAUAUUAAAAUGUUUAAUUUCCAGAGAACGCUGUUUUAGGAAAUGCAUAAGACUAUGCAAUAAUUUUUAAUCUAUAAUAUUAAUGGAGUAUUAAAAGCUG
Tyto alba (common barn owl) is the source of this 1266-nucleotide messenger RNA. It is a transcript of the gene ING2, whose product is annotated as inhibitor of growth family member 2. NCBI's taxonomy places the organism in Eukaryota, Metazoa, Chordata, Aves, Strigiformes, Tytonidae. The transcript has 2 exons. Gene Ontology annotation, biological process: positive regulation of DNA-templated transcription. The record is from RefSeq and is a predicted model, not a curated record. Gene Ontology annotation, cellular component: nucleus. Bases 271 to 1131 code for a protein of 286 amino acids.